Molecule: messenger RNA, 786 nt
Organism: Arachis duranensis
Lineage: Eukaryota; Viridiplantae; Streptophyta; Magnoliopsida; Fabales; Fabaceae
Exons: 4
Coding region: 1-786 (261 amino acids)
Biological process (GO): urate catabolic process; purine nucleobase catabolic process
Cellular component (GO): peroxisome
Molecular function (GO): urate oxidase activity
Source: RefSeq, a predicted model, not a curated record
AUGAUUUUGUUUCCCGUGGCAGAAAGAGUAGAGGGAUUCAACUUCGAGCAAAGGCAUGGGAAAAAGAGGGUAAGGGUGGCUCGCGUGUGGAAGACGAAGGAAGGAAAACACUACGUUGUGGAGUGGCGAGUCAGCAUCAACCUCCUCUCUGAUUGUGUCAACUCUUAUCUCCGUGAUGAUAACUUCGAUAUCGUUGCCACUGACACCAUGAAGAACACUCUAUAUGCAAAAGCCAAGGAGUGCUCUGAACUACUUUCUAUUGAGAACUUUGCUAUUGAGCUUGCCAAGCACUUUAUAUCAUUCUAUAGGCAGGUUGGUAGAAGGGGAGAAACUUCAUCCUCCUUCGAUAGUAAACCUGAGAGGACCUUCCUUAGAUUAAGGAGGGAAGCAAGAGGCAAAGGCAUAGUUGGAGAGGAAGUAGUGGAGGAAGAUCUAAGAACUAAUAUGGAGGAAGAGAAUAAUUGUUCAUAUGGAGGGGGUGCCCAGGAGGAUCCAAACCAACAUCUCACUACAUUCUUGAGGAUAUGCAACAAUGUAAAGUCCAACGGUGUUCACCUUGACACCCACAAACUACUUUUGUUCCCUUUCUCACUCAGAGAUAAGGCAGCAAAGUGGUUGGAAGCAUUCCCCAAGGAGAGCUUGACCACUUGGAAGGAGGUUGUAAACAAGUUUCUAGCAAUAUUCUACCCACCACAGAGAGUCAAUAGGUUGAGAACUGAGGUACAAACAUUCAGGCAACAAGAUGGUGAAACACUUAUGAGGCCUGAGAGAGGUUUAAAGACUUGA